Messenger RNA from Nomia melanderi (Alkali bee), 2478 nucleotides. Its product is annotated as putative chitinase 2. Gene Ontology annotation, molecular function: chitinase activity; chitin binding. NCBI's taxonomy places the organism in Eukaryota, Metazoa, Arthropoda, Insecta, Hymenoptera, Halictidae. Gene Ontology annotation, cellular component: extracellular region. The record is from RefSeq and is a predicted model, not a curated record. Gene Ontology annotation, biological process: carbohydrate metabolic process; chitin catabolic process.
GCAAACUUAUAGGGCCAAUGUCAAUAAUACUGACAGACGAUGACGCUUUCAUUCAUCCAAGUAAACAACGCGUUAAAUGCGCACGGUUUAAAUGAAACAACAAAAAGUUUCGUUUUAUUUUUAAUUAAGCAAAAUAUCAAAUAAAAACGAUUCCGAUUACAUGUACAGUUCCAAAAGUACAUACUAAUUCUAAAUCAUAAGUAAACAUUUUUUAAACCUCUUAGUUCAAAAUAUAAUUUGUUACUUCGUGGUUUUAUUAUUUUAUCGCGGGUUUGCUUUAAUCUUAAGUACGUGUGUAAUACACAUGAAUCCAUGUGUCAUACCGUUCAUACUAGAUAUAUAAGUACUUAAAUGUGCGUAAGCACAUUCAGAGGGAUUAUUUUCUUCUCACUUGCUGGAUAUUAAAUGCUGUCAGCUACUGUUUAACAUCAGCCGAAUAGUCAUCGAAGAAUCGUGUCGAAUAACGUGCCACGGUUGGAAGCCGAGUGAAAGCUGAUUGCUAGGCCAAUAACCCAGCAUUUGUUAAGUUCUUCUCGACGAUGAAGGUGCACUGCUUUCUACUCCUCGUAAUCCUCUCCCUCGCUAUCAACAAUGCUUCAGGAUCGCCGAGGACGAUAAGGCAUGACAAAGUGGUUGCCUGUUACGUUGCAUCCUGGGCGUGGUACAGACCGAGCAGUGGAAAAUUUGGGAUAAACGAUCUCCAGCCGGAACUCUGCACGCACCUCAUCUACGCGUUCGCCGGAUUGAACGACACGGAUUGGACCAUCCGAAGCCUGGACCCGUACAAGGACAUCGAGAAUGGGACAGGUGACUACAGAAGAAUAACCGAGCUCCGCAAACAGUAUCCCCAUUUAAAAGUCUCUCUCGCCAUCGGAGGCUGGGAGGAGGGCAGCAGAAAUUAUUCCAAACUAGCUUCGUCUCCUGAUCUAAGGAAGAAAUUCGUCGACAGCGUGGUGGCGUUCCUUAAAGAAUACGGUUUCAAUGGGUUCGAUCUGGAUUGGGAAUUUCCUGCGUCGCGCGGAGGACUGCCGGCGGACAAAGAGAACUUCGUAUAUCUCGUGAAGGAACUCAAGGAAGCAUUCAAACGGCCAAGAUACUUAUUAACAGCGGCAAUAAGUGCUAACAUAAUAAUUAUAAAUGAAGGGUACGACAUUCCAGAGAUAUCCAAGUACCUUGAUCACAUUCAUAUAAUGGCUUACGAUUACCACGGCACAUGGGAUUCAAAAGUGCUUCCAAACUCGCCAAUGACCAGCACAGAUAGUCUCAGCGUGGAAAGCACGAUCAAACAUUUGUUAAACAACGGUGCACCGCCGAGCAAGUUGGUGUUGGGCUUGCCCAUGUACGGAAGAACAUUUAUAUUGGCUAAGAAACCCGAUUCUCCCCAAGAGAGCCCCAUGAAUAAAAUAUGCUUGCCUGAAGGAUUCAAAGGUCCCUACACCGGCCAAGUUGGUUUCAUGGGAUACAAUGAAAUUUGCGAGGAAAUAGCGAAGAAUUCGAACAACUGGAGUACCGGAUGGGACCGAGAUAGCAGCACGCCGUACGCUAUAAAAGAGGAUCGAGUCAUCGUCUACGAUAAUCCAACGAGUAUAAAGAUAAAGAUCGAAUACGCGAUGAAGAUGAACCUUGGGGGCGUAAUGAUCUGGAGCGUCGACACCGAUGACUUCCGGGGCAGGUGCAAGGAAGGAUUCUACUUGAAGGAUUCUUUGGACACGACGGAUCAUACUUUCCCCUUGAUGCGAACCAUCAACACGGUUCUCGCGAAUUAUUCGAGUAACAAUAGCGAACCGGAGCCAAACCGGCCAACGAACAACGACAAGUCUUCCGCUGACAGAUGUCUUCUGAAUGUUACAUUAAUUUUAUUCGCCCUCCUGCUGCGAUACGCUUAACGACGUCUCGCGACAACGAAUGCCAAAAACGUUGGAAGAAACGUGAUCUCUCCGAAUCUGAAAGAGUUCCUUUAAAAAUUUAGGUACGGCAUUUACCGUGUUAAAAGAAAACUAAACUACCGAUGACUAGUUUUAAACGAUACAAAAUGGACCAAAUUGAAUCGCGUUCAUAGUAAAAUGGCGAACAACAUCAUUAGUCUCUUGCCAUGUUGAAAUUUCCGUUAACACGUCGACUGCCACAAUUUUGAAUGUUUAGUGUAAUAUUACCGAUCCUUUCGUGACAGAGACAAACUAUAUUAGGAUUAAUUACCGAUAACUAUUAUCUAGUUAUUUAGAUUACCAAAUAUAUUCUUAUCCGAUGUAAGUUCUUGUAUUGUAAUUCUUUUUAAAGAAUCUCGAAGUUCCAGUCAUGACCGUGGCGGUCAACGGCCAACAAAAGAUAUAAUUAACGCGCAUUUUCCUAUGACAACCCAUUUGUAACAAAUUAUUGUACUGUUCAUAGACUGCCGUUUCGAAUGUCAAUUGUCCAUGUACAUAGACGCAUUGUAAGAAAGUGUACAAUUAAGUGUAUAAACGAAUAAAAGCGUACUUA